GCGUGGUAUGCCAACAACACUCGGGCCUCAUCAGCAUGGAGACGAUUUCCUAUCCACCCGAGGUAAACAUGGCAACUAGCAAGAGCUGUGCUGUAUGUGGUGCUGCGUGUUCGUUCACAUGUGCACGGUGUAAAGAAGUGUCCUACUGCGGGUAUGCACAUCAACGUGCGGAUUGGGAUACGCACAAGGUGCCCUGUCAUGCGAUUUCAGCUAAGUCAGAUACAGAAAUAGAAACAGAAACAGAAGCGGAGCACAUGGAAGCAUACAAAGGCACACAUCAUACAGAUAAUGUACGUAAAAUAUUCGAAACGAGUGUUAGUGACCAGUAUUCGACUGUAGAGGGAGUGGGAAUGGGGGGCGAGGAGCUAUGUGCUGGGUCAGAGGAGGACAUGGGUUUGGGGGAUGUGUAUAGCGACACGGAUGCACAUACACACAAGUUAAAAAUUUCCGAGACAAAUGCUCAGAAUAGACAUGCUCAUACGAAUGGUGUGGCCACUGCACAGAUGAGAGGGUGUGCUACCACAACAAAGGCCUGCGACUACGAACACGAGGAGAGCAAUGAUCAUAUGGAUGCAUCACAUAAGAAGGCUGAUGAAGAGCUGAAGCACGCACACCCAUACGUUCAUGCGCAGGAUAGUGGGAUAUAUGAUGUAGAUCAAGGUAUAGGCUUUGAGGAUCAUGUCUACUUAGAUCCCAACGUUACUAUAGAGAAACAGUUGCUGAAUAAGAUGAAAGAGUUUGUGCAAGACGUGGAGAAGCGGAAUGGCAGCACAGGCUCAGGUCACUGGAAUCACUUGGUGGAGAUGUUCGGUACGAGUUUAGAACAUGCGCCCCACCCCCAUCAGAGUGGAGAGGUUAUUGAGUACGAGUACGAGAUAGGUGUGGGUGAUCUGGAUGGUAUGCACCUCGACAUGAACUCGGAUCUGGGCAUCAGUAUGAAGGAAGUGCAGAGCAGUCUGGGGUUGUCCUGUGUGGCCUCCUCGCAUAUAAGCGCUGAUAAGCUCAGCCAAAUCACAAGCAAACACGACAGUGGGUACGCACAGAACUUGGGCCACGACGAGUAUGUGCACACAUACGUAGUGGGCCAUGGAAUGGCUCUAAACGGUACAGUUGCAGACGCGGAUAUCCUGAUAGGAGACGAAGGUGAAAUCGAGGAGAUCGCAGAAGUGCUGCUCAAGUCAGCGCUGAGGAAAGACACCCACCCACAGGGUGUGAGUGUGAAUGAUACAUACGCAAACGAGCACGCAUUCACCAGCUUAGACAGGGAGAGUGUGGCCGAUACAGCAGGCGUACAGCCCAGGGAACAGGGUGAUAUGGAGCUCAACACGGGUGACCAAUCGCAAGUCUCUCCCAGUAGUUCACGGACUUCGGACAGUACCAGUGCCACUACGGCUGAUGCCCACGACCCUGUCCGGAAUAGUUCGGGUCGGGGUGCACGUACCUAUGCAAGUGCACACAGGAAAGGAAGGGGUAAGGCCCUGAACGGGUCCACCAGCAAAGCCGGUGAUAGCACACAGAGUAUAAGGGACAGUGUGAGUGCGUCGGGUGGGGUGGGUGCAGGUAUGGCCGGGCGAGACCACCGCCCACACACCCGUGCCCAGCCCUACACCCACUCGAAAAGCGGGGCCGCACACAACCAGAUGACCGAUAGCUUGGCGGAUAGCAGGGCAUACGAGGACCAGGACUGGGAGCUGGAGCCAGAGCCCAAGGAAAGCUCAGUGCGGCCGUUUACAAGCACAAGGGAGCCUGCCAAGAGCUGUGCUGUGUGUGGCAAGGGGUGCUCGUCUACGUGUUCGCGCUGUCGCGCUGUGUCGUACUGUGGGUUGCAGCAUCAGCGCCAACACUGGCUGAAGCACAAGGACGCAUGCAUUAGCAUGACCAGUGAUGGGGGCACCAACAACAACAAUAAUAGUAGCAGCAGCAACAGUAACAGCAACAACAACAACAAUAUUAGCCACAAUGAUAGGGAUAUCAGCAAUGGGUACGGUGGGAACGAAUUCGAGACUACCGGCAGAAAGAACCUACCUGGCAAGGCUAUGAGUGCGAGGCGGCCCGGGGGGUACGGCCCAGUCUAUGCUACGGAUGAUAGGACGGGCUAUGGAUAUCCCAAAGGCACGACAGCGCCCAAGUGGGAGUUUGACUACGAUUGGGAGUCUGUGCUAUGUGUGUUAUUCGAAAGCCUGGGCUACAAAGGGCCCGUGGCUAUCAGUCGCACGAGUGUAGCGAACAAGAAACCGGUGACGGCUGUGGGUGCGAAUAUAGGGCAGGGCCUGAGUCUCGGGCGUGGACGUAGUGUAGGUAGUUCUCUGAGGGGUGGCGCUGAUGGGGAGUUCAAUACCGGGGAGGAUACCGGGACGGAAAGCAGUUCGGAACCCCGACUAACGUGCGAGGCUGUGUGCGUGGCUCGAGUGCCUGGUGCUGACGACGAAGUGUAUGUGCGAUCCAUCGUACCCAAGCCCAAGACGGCUACGGUUGCGGCACGAGACAUCCCUGCGGGUGAGUUGUGCCUGGUGGAAGAUCCACUGUUGGUGGUAAGUAGCAAGGACUUUGUGCAGCGACACAGUGGGUACAUGCGUCUGUCUCCCGAACAGCAGAAGCAGUUCAUGUCGCUGUUCCAUCCCACCCCCGGGACCAUUGAGGUGCAGGCCUACCCCACACUGAAGGCUACCGAGACGUACAUAGACGCACGCUUUGCUGGGCUGGAUAGAACGGAUCCUCGGACGGAUUACGAUGCCGUGGAUGAUAUGAUCGACAAGAUGAAGCGGGUGUCGUUUAUUAUCGAUAUGAACGGCCUGCGAGAUGCGGAAUUGGCCUCGGCUGAUGGGAGACACAAUGCUGCGCACGUGUACGCCCACGCCAGUCGGCUUAAACACAGCUGCGCGCCUAACUGUUGCAGAGCCAUCAACAGUGCUGGGCGGGUCAUGGUAAGGGCUUUGCGGCCCAUUCCCAAAGGCAUGGAAUUAACAGUGUCAUAUCUGGACCCCACCAAACGGCUGUGUUCUGGUGCGGAUAGGCAGGAGCUACUGCGGAGAUUGGGAUUCAGUUGUGAGUGCAACCGUUGCGAAGCCGAAUUCGACGAUUCUUUUGGCUUUUAUUGUCCAAAUCCUAAAUGCGGACCCCCCGAUGGUAGCUCGCUGGGCAAAUUGGACUACAACCACUGCAACGGAUUGGAUGUGAAUCCCGAUUUUGGAAAGACCAGCAAUACCGGUACAACGACGUUAGGCUCCAAGGGCAAGAGCAACAAGAAGAAGAAACCCGGCAAGAAAAACGGUCCCAAUGGGGGUGCCAAGAAUGGGUCUGCAUCUCGUGCCACGGCUACUGGAUAUGGCCAUGUGUUCCUGUCACACGAGUUGGACAGGCUCUCUCCGUGUGCACAGUGCGGUACACAACCGGACCAGAGAUACGUUGAACGGUGUGCGUCGUACCAGAACCAACUGGCGACCAAGCUGGCCGAUCUAGACACGGACUGCCACAAGUUUGAGGAUGACGAGCCGUUUGUACGUACGCUCCAGUUCUGCCACACGGCACGCAUGUCGCAGAACCGAGUGGUGUUUGUGUUGCACGAUAUGUGUGUGGACUGGUAUACCAAUAUGUGCGAGUUUGGCAAGGCCGCGAAUUACACCCUCGCCCAGAUACGGUAUCUCACCCGCGUGUGUCCGCUAGACCCUGCGGUAACCGCGUAUGCGCUGGAGCGCUUGGCGGAUUGCAUGGCUGGGUGCGUACGGCCACAGCUGUACUACGAUCAAGCCAGACUCAGAGUGUGUGCCAAUCACUACCCCUCGUCUUACCUACACGCCAACGAUCUCUAUCCCGUGCGCACCCCAUUCCUCAAAGCACCCGAGAGUGAGCAGGUGAACCAGAUGUACCGUCUGGCGAUCGAGUUACUGAGCUAUGCGUACGGGUCACCAGAUAGACAGUGUGUGCGCGAUGUGUGUGACAAGCUGGCCUGGUUCUUGGCCAACCAGUGAAUGCCGUGACUUGCCAUACGGCUGUUAGUCUAUAGCUGUGACGGCUUGUCUGGUAAUAGCUAUGACAGCUGGGUUUGAAGAGGGCCUUGUAAGCGACGACAUAGCCCACUGUCGUGCUCGUAAGCACUGGUAGUAGCCUUGCGUGAUUCCGGUCGUGCCAGUACUCAGUGGACAGCACCCAGCUGAUCAGAAACGCGUUCACGUGGCGUCACCGGCAGAUAGUGCGAACCAGCGACACAGUCUAUCUACUACCGUUAAGUAGUUCGAUCUGCCUGUCUAGUUAUUCGGUUUAUUCGGCUCCAACGAAUCUUCCAGGUUACCUUUUAUAGGAGGCAUUGGUAUGGGAUACAUACGUCUUCUAUGUAGCUGUCUGAUUGUACAUACUAGCCGCUGGGUCGACACGCGUGGGGUUGAUUUAGCGGUGACGGGCAUGUCGCAUACAGUAUAUGGGGGCGUGUGUUGUGAGCGUCUAGGCGUCAUAGCAGCUCACACUUCACUCCACUUCAUGUACAUAUACAUAAACAUACUAUUCCACACGCUAGACGAGAGUGCUCAGUGCACUAUAUCGGGCUGAAUGGAUGAGGUAUCUAUCUACCGCAAACACAAAUAGAAAACCACAUUGCCAAGGCGCAUUCGUAUUACGAGAUAUGCAAUAGUCACCACGUCUUUCGUAUAUUGCGGAUUGCCUCAACCUAAAGCGCUGGAGCUUCGGUUGGCAACUAGUUCGUAUGCAGUUCUUCUUAUCCUUAUUGAUAUUGAUAUUGAUAUUUGAGCCGAGUAGAGGUCGCAUUUAUAUCACCAUCGGCCAUAUUGUUGCAAAUACCAACAUCACCUUGUCAGCUUAAAUGUCAGGAAAGGAAAGCCAAACAAGGGCGACGGUUAACCCCACGUACACACAGCAAGCGCGUGCACUGGAGGUUCUUCUACGUCCACAGUACAGUGUCCUCCUGUCUUUCAUUUAGUAAAUAGAAGAUGAAGUAAAAACAUUACCGUAUAUCAGUGUUGGAGGAAAAUAAAGUAUAC
Molecule: messenger RNA, 4991 nt
Organism: Sphaeroforma arctica JP610
Lineage: Eukaryota; Ichthyosporea; Ichthyophonida
Exons: 1
Coding region: 36-3968 (1310 amino acids)
Molecular function (GO): protein binding
Source: RefSeq, a predicted model, not a curated record